Messenger RNA from Fusarium graminearum PH-1, 969 nucleotides. RefSeq lists its product as uncharacterized. The transcript has a single exon. Bases 1 to 969 code for a protein of 322 amino acids. Lineage: Eukaryota; Fungi; Ascomycota; Sordariomycetes; Hypocreales; Nectriaceae. The record is from RefSeq and is a predicted model, not a curated record.
AUGCCUUCGCAAGGCUGGGGCAGUUUCGCAUUCUCGACUAUUGGCGGCGUCGUUGGCCGUGUGUGGGAGUUUUGUAGAACUGGCUCAUUUAGAGGUUUCCAAGCUGGUGGCGGCAAGGCUUACACAAUGAAUUCUGGCAGGCUGGAAGAGCUGGACCAGACACUUUUCGAAAGCCAUCACCUCCCUGGACGAUUUCCACCACCGCAGGAAGACUACUUCAACCAUCAGUCCAAUAAUGCCGACCAUGAGAUGAACAGCGGCGCUUCUACACCCACAGCACCGCACCCAAAGAGAAGACACACUGAUAAUAAGGAUGAACUUGGCAGGAAUUGGGUCAUGGUGAGUGAUGAGAAACCAGCUGAGCCAGAGCCUGUACCCAAGCCUACUCCUCAGCUGCGACGUCCAUCUUGCUAUGCGACCCCUCGAAAUCGAAACUCGGGUCCCUCGGUGACAACAGGUCGACGCAUCAGCGCUACUCCGUCAUCUCGAUUUUCCUCGGCCUCUACUCCUGGUCAGCGACGAUCGACUAUCAACCGACCUUCGAGCCGAUUGUCAGUUGGCCCCUCCCCUUCGGCCCCUUCCCCUCGCGCAGCAUCAACGGCAUCGUUUGCCUCGUUUACUUCCUUUGGGUCCCCUCGUGAGGCAACUCCCAGCAAGAUUCCCCAACCUAGUCGUCGCCGAGCCGCAGCCGCAGCCGCACCAUCGCCGAUAACCAAGCCCAAGACGUCUUCACACCGCCGGUCUCAUAGUAAUGCCUCAGUAGCGUCAGGACGUGGAGGGUCCGCCGAAGCCAGUCCCCGUCUCACUGCAGAAGCCAAGCAUCUCGCAGCACGCCGUAAGAUGGAAGAACGAGAUGCGGAUGUGCGGAUCAACGCUUUUAAUAAGCAACUACAGGACAUGAUUCGUCAGGGUAGAGAAGCGUUGGGCACGACGAUAGAAGUGGAAGGUAACUGGGAUGAUGACCUGUGA